Molecule: messenger RNA, 819 nt
Organism: Oryza sativa Japonica Group (Japanese rice)
Lineage: Eukaryota; Viridiplantae; Streptophyta; Magnoliopsida; Poales; Poaceae
Source: RefSeq, a predicted model, not a curated record
AUGGCGUCGUCGACGGUCGACAUCGACCAGCGAGUGCGGCAGUCACAGGCGGAGCGGCGUGAUGGGGUUCUCCUCCGUGGAGGUGACGAGCACGGCCGCGGCUGUGACGGCAGCUGCUGGUGGACAAGCGCUCGCGUCGCGUGCUUUACGCGAAGGCGCGCAAGGACGCGGUGGACUUUCUCAUCGGCCUCCUCCGCGUUCGUCUCGUUCGUCGAGGCCGACGCCGACAUCUCGCUGGAGGAGUUCGGUGACUCGCUGUGCCCGCCGAUCCCUUGCACCGGCGAACUCUUGACCCUGCCGGAUAGCAACUUCGCCGUCGUCACCGACCGGCCACUACUCUACGUGCAGGUGACGAGGCUGAGGUGUGGCGGCUUCGUGUUCAGCACCCAGAUCUGCCACAACCUCGUCGACGCGGCGGGGAUCACGCAAUUCUUGCAGGCCGUCGGUGAGCUCGUGGAAGGCGCGGACGUCCGGCCGGUGUGAGUGAGGGAGCCCCUCGACACGCGCCACCCACCGUGUCCGGCGUACGACCACCCCGAGUACGAGCCGGUGUCCGAUGAGGCCAGCGACAAGCUCCGUCCAGGCGAUGAGCUCGUGCACCGCAGGUUCCUCUCCGGCCCCGACGACGUCGCCGCGUUGCGCGACCAGCUCCCCACGCGCCUCAGCCCCGGUGCUCGCGUUUCCUUCUCCUCGAGUCCCUGGGCCCAGACCGCCGCCUACAGCCGCCGACGCCGCCCUUCCGCUUGCUCCGGCCGCGGGCCGCCGCCCGCUGCCGCUCGCCUGCCGCUUGCCACCGCUGCAGUCGCGCUCUCCCACUGA